Molecule: messenger RNA, 1770 nt
Organism: Fusarium subglutinans
Lineage: Eukaryota; Fungi; Ascomycota; Sordariomycetes; Hypocreales; Nectriaceae
Product: het-domain protein
Exons: 3
Coding region: 1-1770 (589 amino acids)
Source: RefSeq, a predicted model, not a curated record
AUGACCACGCGAUCGGGAGUAGAUAGGGUUUCGACAGCGGAAGAAGCAAGACUCCAGAAGCGCAUAGACGUCCGUUUAGCAGAGAUUCGUUUACAGCUUGAGAAAUGCCGCCGAUCCCACGGCACAAUGUGUACCAGGCAAGGCAUGACUGGUAGUCAAGGUAGCGAUAUCGUCCUCAUCGAUGUCGAGGCAAUGCGGCUUGUUCGGACGACGACUCAAGUCCGAUAUCUUGCUCUCAGCUAUGUUUGGGGCGGCGUGCAGCAGUUCUACGCUACCAAAGCGAACAUAUCUGAGCUGAUGGAGAAUGGUGCGCUUCAGGGCUAUCUUGAUAAAAUACCGACUACCAUACGGCAUAGUAUGAAGCUGGCCUGCGGUCUGAAAAUUCAGUUUCUCUGGGUUGAUGCUUUAUGCAUCAUCCAGGACGAUCUCUCGCACAAGAAUGGCCAGAUUGCGCAGAUGGCUGCCAUUUAUAGCCAGUCUUACUUGACCAUCGUGGCAGCUGAGGCUACAGAUGCCACCUCACACCUCUCAAUUCUCAAAUCAUAUCCCCGGACUCCUAGUCGAUCACAAUACCUCGGAGCCCGAUCUAGAUGCGAACAGCUAGUCAGCCGGCUCCUAAACUCGACAUAUGGAAGUCGAGGGUGGACCUUCCAAGAACGCGUGCUAUCACCAAGAAUCCUCUACGACUUUGCCGAUCACGCGCUGCUACUAUGCCCAUCAGGGCUGUGGCUAAUGGACUCGGUAAGCCGCUGGCAAAAGGUCCAAGGAUACAGCAAAUCCUUCCGACAGCUAAGUCCGCUCGCCGGCUCGGUGAACUUUUUAGGAUCUGCACCUGAAUCACAGAGCUUUAAGCUCGAUUUAGCAACGCUUGAUACAUAUGCAUUGAUCGCUACAGAGUAUACCACGAAACAGCUGACUUACGAGUCAGACAUCCAACUUGCCUUCUGUGGCAUCGCUGAACGGUUAAGCCGAUGCCACCAACCGCCCCUGAGCUUUCUCUAUGGUCUGCCCGAGAGGUACCUGGAUUCUGUGUUAUUAUGGCAUCCUGCCACGUUGGCCAAGAGACGCAAGAUCGGCGGUCUUCCGAGCUGGUCCUGGAUGGCCUGGAUUGGGCCGAUUGGAUUCUCCUAUCACAUGUACAAUACCAGUAGUUGGACCGUGUUGGGUCCUUGUCCCUGCCCCUGCAUUGGACCUAUUGAGAUAUGGUCUCAAUCUGAAAAGCGGCUGAUGCAAAGGGAAUCUUGGGGUACGAUAAAUCCAAUUCUGGAGCCCUGCAAAAGUGCCGAGUGGUCUUCUGCGGACCUGACGUGGCCACAGGAGGGAGCAGGACAAGUUCUUCGGUUUAGAGCUUGGUGUAUGCCAUUCAAGGAGACCUUCACCUACAAAGACGCUAUGAUUGAGGCUCCCGAGACCUUGAGAAGGCUUAGAAAGAAACGGCUUUGUCCCGGUCUGAAGCUUUGGUCUGGUAAAAACCACUGCGUGGGUUGGGUGAUGGGAAUAUCUUCUCAAAUGUUGAAUCAGUACGAGGUGGGCAUUUGGCGGCUCGAAGUGGUUCUUGUCUCGCAAUGUGAUCCCCUUUGCAUGUUCUCAGAGAGGAUUGCUGCUGGGCAGAUGAUGUACGAGGCAUGCUGGAACCCGGGACGGUGCCAGGAUAUUGCCCGACCUCGGGCAAUAAGCGAUCAGGAACAAGAGUUUGAGACCGCGGAUCUGCCACAGACCUUUCGAGACGCCAUCAAGUUGGCGAGAGACCCGAAGAUAAACGUCCUCUAA